Messenger RNA from Dictyostelium discoideum AX4, 1020 nucleotides. It is a transcript of the gene rabggtb, whose product is annotated as protein geranylgeranyltransferase type II. Gene Ontology annotation, molecular function: protein geranylgeranyltransferase activity; catalytic activity; Rab geranylgeranyltransferase activity. Gene Ontology annotation, biological process: system development. Gene Ontology annotation, cellular component: Rab-protein geranylgeranyltransferase complex. The record is from RefSeq and is a predicted model, not a curated record. NCBI's taxonomy places the organism in Eukaryota, Evosea, Eumycetozoa, Dictyosteliales, Dictyosteliaceae. Bases 1 to 1020 code for a protein of 339 amino acids. The transcript has 3 exons.
AUGACUGAUAAUAUUAAUAAAGAAUCAACCACAACAACAACAACAAUUGAUCAUACAACCAAUUUAUUAAUUGAUAAACAUGUGGAAUAUAUAGUUAAAUUAGGAUCAAAGAAGGAUUCAUUUGAAUAUUGGGUAACAGAACAUAUUAGAAUGAAUGGAAUGUAUUGGGGAUUAUCAUCAUUAUAUUUAUUAAAAUCAUUAGAUAAAUUAGAUAAAAAUGAAGUUAUACAAUGGUUAUUAUCAUGUCAAAAAUCAAAUGGUGGAUUCGGUGGUAACACUUCCCAUGACGAUCAUUUACUUUCAACUUUAUCAGCUGUUCAAAUUUUAAUUCAAUAUGAUGCUUUAGAUAAAAUAGAUAUUAAUUCUGUUGUAGAUUAUGUUGUAAAAUUGCAAAGAGAGGAUGGAUCAUUUGUUGGUGAUCAAUGGGGUGAAGUUGAUACAAGAUUUUCAUAUGCUGCAAUAAUGUGCCUUUCUUUAUUAAAAAGUUUAGAUAAAAUUAAUUGUGAAAAAGCUGUAGAAUAUAUAUUAAGUUGUCAAAAUUUUGAUGGUGGUUUUGGUUCCAUUCCAGGUGCUGAAUCUCAUGCUGGUCAAAUUUUUACAUGUGUUGGUGCAUUAUCAAUUUUAAAUGAAAUUAAUAAAAUUGAUAUUGAUAAAUUAGGAUGGUGGUUAAGUGAAAGACAAUUACCAAAUGGUGGAUUAAAUGGUAGACCAGAGAAAUCAUCAGAUGUUUGUUAUUCAUGGUGGGUAUUAUCAGCAUUAAGUGCAAUUGAUAGAUUACAUUGGAUCGAUAAUGAUAAAUUGAAAAGUUAUAUUUUAAAAUGUCAAGAUAAUGAAACUGGUGGUAUAGCUGAUAAACCUGGUGAUAUUCCUGACGUUUUUCAUACAUUUUUUGGUAUAUGCGGUUUAUCACUAAUGGGUUAUUUCAAAGAUCAAAUCGAAUCAAUUGAUCCAGUUUAUGCACUUGGCACUAAAACUUUACAAAAAUUAGGUCUUAAUUUACCUUGGAAUAAAAAUUUAUAA